Molecule: messenger RNA, 1017 nt
Organism: Corticium candelabrum
Lineage: Eukaryota; Metazoa; Porifera; Homoscleromorpha; Homosclerophorida; Plakinidae
Product: tyrosyl-DNA phosphodiesterase 2-like
Exons: 1
Coding region: 13-876 (287 amino acids)
Biological process (GO): double-strand break repair
Cellular component (GO): PML body; cytoplasm
Molecular function (GO): single-stranded DNA binding; 5'-tyrosyl-DNA phosphodiesterase activity
Source: RefSeq, a predicted model, not a curated record
ACGGAUCUGGCCAUGUCUCAUCAGUCUGCCUUCAGGAUUCUAUCAUACAACAUCUGGUUUGACUUGUUUGAGAUGGAGAGAAGAAUGGAAGCAAUUGGCACAAUUGUUUGUCGAAGAAAUCCAGAUUUCAUUGCCUUUCAAGAAGUGACAAAGACAAACCUUCAGUUGUUGAUGAAGCAAGACUGGUUCUCUACCUACCAAACGACGCGGACCCGUUACGAUUUUCGAUAUUUUACAGUCAUACUAAGUAAAAAGAGAAUCGACUCUGAGGAGAGAAAGGCUUUUGAUAAUUCCACAAUGGCGAGAGACUUGUUGUCUAUUGAUACCAGCAUCUCUUUGUCUGACCAUGUCACAGUGCCCCUGACAGUUGCCACGUCUCAUCUCGAAAGUCUUCCCGACUAUACGUUUCAGAGAGAGCAACAGCUUGCCGAGUCGUUGGGGCACUUGGCCAGUCGACAGAACGUUGUAUUCACGGGAGACAUGAAUAUUGAAAAUAAAAUUGACGGUCAGGUGCACGUACCUGCACCGUGGUGUGAUGCCUGGCCGGUAGUCAACGGUCUCAUGCCCGAGGAAAACGGUCAUACGUGGAAUCCAAGGAUCAAUACAAUGAUACCAAGACGGGCCACCCAACCCAAUCGACUGGAUCGAAUGUUUGUCUCACUAUCUGACUUCACUGUCAAACGUGCGGAGCUGGUUGGAAAUGAACCAUUCGAUGGAGACUUAUUUCCAAGUGAUCACUUUGGAUUGCUUGUAGAAUUUGAAGCAUUUACUAAUGGAUUAAAAGGAAAAUCUGAAUUUAAAAUUGAAAACAUUAGUAAUUCACGUCGUCCAGGACUUUUUGAAAGGCCUCCGAAUUGGAAGAAGUAUAUAGGUUGAUGAUGUUUUAUGGUAGUAAGACUAUUUUGCUAUGAGGUAUUUUUAUAUGGGCUAGUAUUACUAAUUGUAGAUGAAAAAUACCUGUAUUACGAUUGACAUACAAAUGGCAUAGUCGCACAACAGCAUCACAACUGGAACAAA